UUGUUAUUAAGCAGUUAAGCAUCGCACAUGAGUUUGUCAGUAGUCUGAUCCCGAUAGGAUUCCCCCGCCUCCGCUGCCACCAUUUCUCCGUCUCCGCCGCCGCCGCCCUUCCUCGCCUCCGCCGUUGCCGCCGUCGUUUCCCGUCUCAGCAGCCGCCUCCUUCUAUCCUCGCGUGCUCCGGCGACCCAACCAUGUCGUGGCUCACGCACUCCUUCGCGGCCACGCUCUCCUCACCGUGUGACGAGCCCGACCCCGACGACUACGAAUCCGAGACAUCCUCCACCGACACGGCGGCCGCGCAUGAGGGCUCCUACUCGCCGUGGAGCCUCGAGGACGAGGGUCCCGAGCAGACCAACACCUUGACCCGCGGAUCGCAGCGAUCUGGCGGACAUCGGUGGGAGGGUGAGGAGCCGCAUCUCGAUGAUGCAGAACAACAUGGCCGUGGUGGAGAUCUCCAAGAUCGCGUCCUUGUUCCUGCCGUUCGGGAAGGAGGAGGUGGAUGAAGGAGAUGCCGUCCCCAGCGUGACCGAGAGGAGGUGUUGGUCUUCGUCAGGCACAUCUCCACACGACCUGAGACGUGGCUCGAUUUCUCCCUCUUCAUCAGCGAGCAUUAUGCGGAUGACAGCGAAGAAUGGGAUGGGCGAGACGGCGGCUGGCGGCUCCACCACCCCACGCACACCCACACGACCGGACAGCAGCGGGGGGAAAUGCACCGGCGAAUCCACCGCAAAGUCCAACAUCCGAGCCGGCGGAAGUGCCAUCUACACCACCUCGGCCGAUAGCUCUAGCUCUGCGCCACCUGCAGCUGGUGAGGGAAUUGACCUCCCCCCUGGUCUGCAUCUGAAAUUAAAAGCAAUGUCCACCGCGCUUCUCGGCAAGUAGGUAUCCCGCAGCCAAGACGUCAGAGACCACAUCUCCUCCGGCGACCCGUCGACCACGACAGUCCCCACGCUCUUCCGGCCGGCGACUCCUCAUGCAGACAUUUUUGGUCCAGAUCCAAGCAUUUAAUCAUUACCCCAUUUACACCAUUGAGGUUUGUCAAAAUCAAGUACUCAACCCAUAGUUUACCCCAGUUUACAAUGUCAAUCCAAUUUUAUUAGGAUAUGAACUAAAUGGAGUAUCAAUUAUAUAUUUUUCUAAAAACUAUUAGUACUGAAAUUCCGCAACCCAGUUGCUUAGGACUUUUGAAUAUUUUAAAAUUAAUAUUCUACAGAUAACUAGGUGCAAAUAGAAAAUAAAGAUCGAGGUACAAUGUCAGUUGGAUACCUGGAUUUAUGGCCCUAGACUAACUAAUUCUGAUAAUUGGCUUGAACUGCAGAAGUAUUUUUUCAGUGCUACCUGCAGGUAAGACUUCUGAAGGUUUGUAAUUAAUAAAGCCAAAAUGCAUUGCUUUUCUUUUGACAGAUGAUGUGUUAAUGCGUCGCUUCAUUAAUUCUUACCCUUGCUGUGCCAUAUGUGCGUUUUUGUGUGUGUGGAGAAGAAUCAUUUUUUUAAUCUCCUUAUCGUUUUACAGUUUACUAAUGACGGAGAAUCAACCAUUCCUUCUGAUAGCAACGCGACCUCCGGGCCCUCUUUAGGCGGCGGCGAAGCUAGCAGAUCUACUUGCAAGGAGAUGUCGUUCAAGUUUCUAGAAAGCAUAACAGAUCGAUUCGCUGAUGAGCGAAUAAUUGGAAGGGGUUUUUUCGGAACUGUUUACAAGGGAGUUUAUGAUAAUAAACAAGUCAUUGCUGUGAAAAGGUUACAUGCAGUAAAGAAGGAGUUUUAUGGAUCGAAUGAUAAGAUCUUCCAGAAUGAGUAUCAAUACCUUAUGGAGUUCCAUCACCAAAAUAUUGUAAAAUUAGUUGGCUGCUGCAAUCAAACAGAACAAAAACGUUUUGAGCACAAGCGAGGACCGAUGUUUGCUGAAAUUCGAAACAUGGUGUUGUGCCUCGAGUAUUGUCCAAAUGGAUCCCUUGAUCGGCAUCUUUCAGACAUAAGUCAUGGACUCGAUUGGCUCGCACGCUACAAAAUAAUUAAGGGCACUUGCGAGGGUUUAAGAUACCUCCAAGAGGGAUCCAAGUGUCCUGUCAUUCAUAUGGACCUAAACCCUAGUAACAUAUUUCUAGAUGAGAACAUGGUACCAAAAAUAGGAGAUUUCGGUGAUGCCAGACUUUUGGAUGAAGAAUGUUCCAUGCAGACAAUAAGAGCGAUAGGAACAGUAGGAUACAAGCCACCUGAAUUCAUUGACAAACAAGUUAUCUCCAUAAAGUCGGACAUAUACAGCUUGGGUAUUAUAAUCAUAGAGAUAAUGACAGGGACAAAAUAUGAUAAAUAUAGUGAAUUUUCAUCUUCCCAGGAGUUUAUUCAGCAUGUGCAUGAAAACUGGAGGAAGAGGCUACAGGCAACAUGCGACGACACAUCUGUGGAAAGUUAUUGUCAGCAAGUUAAGAAAUGCCUCAAAUUAGCGUUGAGCUGUGUGGAGCAUGAGAGGCUCAAAAGGCCAUCUAUCGGCGAAAUCGUCAAUAUGCUGAAUGAAACAGAAACCUUUAUUCAUGAACUUACUACAAAAGAUAAAUCCAAACUGCUUGACGUCCACCCCCUGGAGCUCUGCUUCCCCUUCGAGCCAAAGAAGGCUAUUUCCUGCUCGUUCCGGCUAGACAACAAGGGAAACGACCGUAUUGCGCUCAUGGUUAUGGCAAAGAGCCAGAAAAUGUACUCUACAAAGCUGCCACUCUGCAGCGUCGUGCCUCCGGGUUGCUCCUAUACCAUCACGGUCACAAUGCGCAAGCAGAACCAGCAGCCACCAUCAGGCAUUGGUGAGCUCUUCACAGUGCAGAGCGUCGCGGUGGGCGAUCAUGAUCUCAAGCAUGUUGACCUAGAUUCUGCCUCGGCGGUUUACGACAACUUCUUUAAGAAAGCCGAAGAGAUGAACAGUGACGAGGUGCAAGAGAUUAUGCUGCCUGUUAGUUGGGAUCCACCUGCUGAAGGGACAGAAUCUGAGCCGACACAAUCCAGAAUCGAGAUCAUUGCCAUGCCGAAUUCUCAGCAAGUGUCAUCAGUAGAUGUGCAUCCAUUAGAGCCAUGGAUUAUGACGACGCAUAGUGGGGGGAGCCUUCGUGUUUGGGACUAUCAGACGAUGGUAGGUGUGGCUCAUCUAGUCACCUUUGGUGUCGAUCAGCAGCCAAUGACAUUUUGUACCGGAAUGUGUUAUGAAAUGUUGCGCUCCUUUGAAGUCACAGAUGAACCAGUUCAUGCAGCUAAAUUUAUCGCACGUAAGAAAUGGCUUGUCACGGGCGAUGACAGUGGUUGCAUCCAUGUGUUCAAUUAUGGCGAAAAGGAAGCCACGAGCUUCGAUGCUCAUGACAGUGGCAUCACAUCUUUGGCUGUGCAUCCGACAGAAACUGUUGUGCUGUCAUCCCAUGAUGAUAAUCUGAUUAAGCUUUGGGAUUGGGAGAAGGACUGGGAGUGUACUCUAACAUUUCAGGGGCACACUAACGGAAUGACUCAAGUAACGUUUAACCCAAAUGACACCGAUAGUUUUGCAAGUGCUUCCAGGGAUGGCAAGGUCAAGAUCUGGAGUCUUCAUUCUGAUGGUGGUAGCAUCAUCACAUUGGAUGGACACGACCAAGGCCUGCUCUGUAUUGAUUACUUCACACGCCGUGAUCGGCAGCAUCUGAUCACCGGCUGCAUGGAUGGGACUGCAAAUAUUUGGGAUCUGGAGAUGAAUAUCUUCGAAGGAUGUGUUGAUAGGAUAGAAGGGCAUGAAGGGCGUAUUACUGCCGUCAAUUUGCACCCAGAGCUUCCGUUGCUGAUUACAGGUUCACUUGAUGGGACUGUUCGUCUGUGGGACUCCACUACCUACAAGCUUAAGAACAUAAUUGGUUUUAACCUGGGUGAAGUUUAUGCUUUUGGAUUUAUAAAUGGUUUGAGAAGGUUGGUUGUCGGGUGCCACCAAGGAAUAGCCAUGAUGGAAAUACCUUCACCCUGAAGAAAAUAACAGAAGCAUAGUACAUUCAGGGAGAAUAGAACGUUUGAUGGAAUCCAGCUCAAAUUUUAAAUAUUCCAAUGAGUACCUAAAGUGUGACUUUGUCCACCUUGCUAUCAAUAGUCAUAAUUUGAAAGAAGAAAACAAUUGUAAGAUUUGUUCUAAAGACGCUAUGUUUUUACAUACGAUAUUCUGGUCCGCAAACUGUUAGAGCAUCUCUA
Brachypodium distachyon (stiff brome) is the source of this 4185-nucleotide messenger RNA. RefSeq lists its product as uncharacterized. The transcript is spliced from 16 exons. Bases 1454 to 3967 code for a protein of 837 amino acids. The record is from RefSeq and is a predicted model, not a curated record. Gene Ontology annotation, cellular component: COPI vesicle coat. Gene Ontology annotation, molecular function: protein binding; ATP binding; protein kinase activity. Gene Ontology annotation, biological process: intra-Golgi vesicle-mediated transport; endoplasmic reticulum to Golgi vesicle-mediated transport; retrograde vesicle-mediated transport, Golgi to endoplasmic reticulum. NCBI's taxonomy places the organism in Eukaryota, Viridiplantae, Streptophyta, Magnoliopsida, Poales, Poaceae.